GGCUUUUGGUGGGCGUGUCUCUGUGUGUCAUAGUGAACGCCUUGACUGCGGCUUUGCGGUAGCACACCAGUGAAAAGACCGACGACCGGCCCGUUAUCCCGCGGCUCACUAAAUCCCUGUGUAGCGGCUUCCCGUGUGAACGCAGACCGACCAUGGCUAACUCCUCCCGGGGCUCACUGUGCCUGCUGCUCCCGCUGCUGCUGCUGGGCCUCCUGUCGCACGUUCUCUCUCAGGAUGGCUUUGACCUGUCUGAUGCUAUUGAAGACAACCCCUCGACUCCAACACCAAAACCUGCAGCACCUGCAGCACCUGCAGCACCUGCAGGAGGAGCAGGGGGGGCAGGUGGAACAGGAGGAGAUCUGGAUCUGGAAGAUUUCUUUAAAGACAUCGUCACCACGAAAGCUCCGCCCAAAGUUGUCCCUAAAGCCCCCACUAAAGCCCCCGCAAAGCCCAAACCCAAACCAGCUGCUGAUGGGUUUGACCUGGCUGAUGCUUUGGACCCCAACAAUGACAUUGGUGUGAAGGAUAAGAACAAGGGACAGGGAGGUGGAUUCUCUGACAGCGACCUGAGCGACGUCGGCAAAGACGACUCCUACAAACCCGACAAAGGCAAAGGUGGAAUAGGAGACAGAGAUCAGAUCGAUCAGUACGACGACAACAAUGAGACCACAGCUGAGGUUGGAACCAUCGCAGGUAUAGCAAGUGCGGUUGUCAUGGCGUUGGUGGGAGCAGUGAGCAGCUACAUCUCGUACCAGAAGAAGAAACUGUGCUUCGGGAUCCAACAGAGUCUGAACACUGACAUGGUGAAGGCUGAGAACCCCGAGGCCGUAGUCGCAACAGAGCCGCAAGUUCAGCAGACUCUCCUGGAGCCGGCCAGCGCUGAACCCCCCACUGAAGAGAACCCUGUGUAACACACACAUACAGACAAACACACACCUACACACACUAAACCCUCACCUUAACCCCCCCCCCCCCCCCCCCCCCCCCCCCCACACACACACACACACACACACACACACACACACACACACACACACACACACACACACAGUCAUGCUGCAGUGCAGUCCAUCUGUCCUGUUGCAUUUCUGUUCUGUUGCUGCAGCUCUGUGCUGCAGAGGUUGAUGGGAUUUGUAGUCCUCUGAGCUGAAUGUGAACACAUUUCCUCCUCAGCUGUAAACAUGGCCGACUGUAUGACACCUUGCCAAACGUUUGUGUAAAUAGUAAUUUAUUGCUUCCUGUUUGAACACCUCUGAAAGUCUCAGCUUAGCGUUAGCCGGAGUGUUCAUGUAGCAUUUAGCUCCGGACACACAGAGACGUUUAAACAAGCUAACAGUGAUUAAUCAUGUUUGUGUGUGCUCGUCCGUCAGGAGUCAUGUUCAGUAAUCUAGAUUAGCGCUCCGAUAUAUUGGAUUACAGGACGUUGAUGAGAUUAACGGAGUGUGAUCCUGCAGAGCGGCUCCUGAGGGGUCUUUAAGACACGCCCUCUCUUCUUCUUCUCUUUAUUUGAGUGAAUGGUUUUGUGUUUUUUCAGCAGGGUCUCGUUGAUAGAGAUAAGUUUCCCUUGUUGAUGCUCAGAUGGAUCAUUGACGCUGCUCUGUUGAUAGAACCACUGAGCCACCUGUUCGGUUUGAUCCCCACAGGUGGAUCACAGUCCUGUAGCUCUGAUUGAACUUGUGUAAUACUGUGAUUUUAAUGAGUGUAAAUGGUCAGAUUAUGACACUUCUAUGGGAUUAAAAUAUGAAUCUGAGGGCAGAGCACCUCCUCAUAGAGCUGAAGAUCAAACAAUGACGACUUUAAACAAUCUGAAUGUCCAUCAAACCAAAAGAGAACAAGCAACGUGUCCUUCUUUAGACUGCGGAGAGAACUCUGACCUUAAACAGGUGAGACAGGCUCUGACAGGUAACUGUAGUCAUGUGACCAUAACGUCACGAGCACGUCGUCCUCAUAUCUUAAUGUACAAAGUUGCCUUAUUCACGUUUGGAUCUUUUUUGCAGUGAAGAAAGGCGUCUCCUUACAACCUGUGACUUUUUAUAGUGUAAAUAAUCUGAUGUUUGAAGAUAGAGUAGCCUCUGUGUUUCAGCCUUUAAUGCCCAUGAUGAAGAAGAUUGUCUUUCUCCAAAGUGAGCCAGCGUCUCUAAAGACGGACCCGAAAAGAGAAACAAGAAGAAGGAAGUCAUAAAAUCUGAAGGCUGAGAUUUAAAUUCAGCCGAUGUGAUUCUGAAAUUGAGAGUGAAGCCAAAAGACACUCGAUGUAGCGUAAAUGAAGCAGCUGAACUUUGAUUAAAAAAAGCACUUUUCUUUGUGUGUGAAAUGAACCUGAGAGUAAAGUCAGAGGCAGGAGAAGCUCUCUCAGGAGGAGGCCACUCAGAGGCUCAUAAACUUAAAGAUACUUACAAGCUAAUAAUCUUCCUGUUUGCGUUGUUGUGUUAGCUUUGAGUUGUUAGCGUGUACAGAUAAACUUUGCUGUUUUAACUCCACUUAGACAUUUCCUACAGGAGAGAGAGACCUGAGAGUUCACCUCUGACUCCUUUUCUAACUUAGAGACCAAAACGUUUAACCCCGAAACUGAGACUGACAAAGUAAGUUACCCUGUGGAGCCGCACAGUGCAGUUCCUCCAGUGUCCACAAGAGGCCUAUGUUAAACUCCUGUUAGCUGUCCUUAUGCUAAUAUUCCCUAUCAAUACUGCCAGCUUCGAUCAGGCAGUGGAAUAGUAUGAAAGGAAGACGCACCUUUUCGCUGUGUUCAGUGAUCAACUCCACAAGGCAGCUUUACCCAAGUCCUGAAGACGGACUCAAAGAUUGAAUCAGAAACGUGCACUUUAAAAACUUUCUCCUUGAGGAAGUGUGGAUUUGGAUUUUUGUGCAAUCAUGAAAAGUUUUCCCAUUUAUAAGAGAAGCGUCCCGUUUUAAGGAGUGAUGAUUGGCUGCAGGACGGAGACGUGAGGAUCGGUUGGUCCAAGUUGAGAUUAAACUCUUUUUCAGACGUAGACGUGUGCUUUAGCUGUGUAGAUUGAGUUAGCCGCCGUCGUUAGCUUUAGGAUGUUGAAUCGUGUCGAGGAGUGCUUUGAGAGUCGUAUGGUGUACAGAUCGUUGUGAGCAGUUCAGUGUUCGUGUUAUUAGCAGAGCAGCAGUAUGCUCAGUAUUAAUCUCUACUCUUUAGUGUGUGCGUGCGUGUGUGUGUGUGUGUGUGUGUUUACACUCUUCACUUGCUCUUUUUACACUUUGUACCUGACUUCACUUUUGCUAAAAUUUUGCUGAACUUUUUGUAGAUAGUCUGAGCUUCCUGUGCAGUGAGCUUGUUCCUGCUGGUUGGACUCCUGGAGUCAGGUGUGAUGCUUUGAGCUGAGUCUGGGAUCCUCCACUCUUCCUCUCCUGUCUGAUAUCCAGUCCGUCGGCCGUUCUGCUCGGAGAGGAGGGGAGAGUAAUGCAACGAUCAUGUUGGAGGGCAGUGUCGGGACAAAUCAUGAACUGGGUUUGAUCCCCGGUUUAAAGUCUGCUGCAUGCUGGCUCGUCUGCACGGUCUGCUCCUGCUGAUCAUUCCUUUUUAUAUUUUCAUUCAACUUUUAAAGAUAAAGAUUCAUGACCUCCGUUUUUAAAACCUGAGAGUAUCCUUACAUUUCUUAAAGAUCCUGAACUUUCACAAAACUCUGUAGAAGUUCUUCAGCACAGUCAGACCCUCGGCCCCGUGGAGUGAUCUCAGCUGGUCCUUGUACCUGAGAACACCUGGUGAGGCACCACUGUCCUGGUCUCUAGCUCUGGGUUUCCUUUAGCUCAAAGAUCCCUCUCCUAAAACACUGCAGACCAGAGGACCGAGGAACUCGGAACUCUCUGAUAUGGUGCUAGAAGCAACCAAAACCUGUGACAUGAUCGCUGCAUACUCACUGAGUCUGACGGAGCAGUCUGUCCCUGCAGAGUCUGUACCUGCAGACCAUUUACCUGCAGAGCCGGUACCUUCAGAGUGAAGGUGUGGAGGAUUCUGGGUCUCGGCUCUUGGAGUGGAUGGGUUGAAACUGUCUUGUUGUCCUGUGUUAUUGCAGAUACUGGGGGAGGGGGGGGGGGGGGGGGGGGGGGGGGGGGGGGGGGGGGGGAUGAGCUGUAAACAGUGUUCAGGUCUACAGAACAACACGUUGCUGCACAGUCCUACUUGAAGACCUCCUCUGGUCUCCUCUUUGUUGCCUUGGAAAGCAUCUGCUUCUUCAUCUGAUCCUCUGAGACACUCCUCCUCUCAAAGUCCUGAUACGUACAGCUGGUCUUCUUUAACCUCAGAGAUCCUCGGGGCCCCUGUCUUUAACCACAGACCCUGUGCCACAGUUUGAAGGGCCUACACAGUGAACACCGAGCACCUGGUCCUCUGCAUGUCUCCUGAACUGAUUCUCUGCCUGACCCAUACAUAGACUAGUUUACCUGUCCUGGAUCUGAUCCAAUUAAACCAGAGAGAUCAGAAAGCUACAGGGGGUCCCAAAAAGUUUAACUUACAAUCUAAAUGAAUCCACCGGGACACAACCUAGAAGACUUAAAUCUGGAUCUAGACUUAUGUAUACUCUCAGGUGGAUCGGGUCUCCAGUGGUGGUUGGACUUGAAACCUGCAUUGGGUUUUGCGGUCGCCUGCUCGUGACUAUGAGAGUCUCAGCUGUGUGUCCUUGUCUGAGAGACCCAGUGUGUCCUGAACCAGAUGUCAGUAACCCGACAGGUCUCUGGGGUGACAAGGUGGGGAGCUGAAACCUCCUCUGAUUGGUUGUAGAGCUGGGUGACGGAGGUUUAGCAGUUUAACGGUGUCUGAGCAUUCAGGACGAUGAGGGGGGGGGGGGGGUGUGACAGGAGGAUCUUCUCACCGUGUCAGAGUCCUGCAUGAAACCCUCUCUGCCCGUCAGCUGUACUUAAAAGGUGCUCCUCUCUUUGCCUUAUACCUGCACUGUCCCUCAGGGACGACCACAGAAAUCACCUAACACCCGUCGCUGCACCUGAGCGAGAGCAGCGCCCUCCACCUUCGGCUCCUGCGGUGGUGUUUAGUGGUCAGGACUGACAGGGGAGGGCGUGCAGUCGAGCUCGGAUGGAGAGCUGAACUUCACCUCAGUCAAACUUCAAACCUUUCUGCUCGAUGAAUGUACGAAACAUGAAGCAAAAACCUUUGGCUGUAGCAAAAACAAUUUCACCAAAGACACUGCGUGGACCGAAGCCGCCUCGAACUGACUGUUAGGGGGGACAGGAUGAAACCAGGCCUUAAGUCUGAACCUAGAACAGUCUGAUGAUGAUGAUCAGGUGAUGAAGAGUAGGAAUGUUUUCAUGCGCACCUGAUGUGGUGAAGUUUGAUCACAGUGCUCACUCAGACAUACUGCUGGGCUCUGAUUGGCUCUUUGAGCGUCGAUGCUGCUCUUAGAUUCACUGCGCAGGUGUUAGCUCACCUGCAGACUAACGCCGUGUCGUGUCAGGGUUUGAGGAGCUGGAUUCUGUGGUGGUGAAGUCUUUAGUCGUGGUCAGUCUGAAGGCGUGAUGCAUGGAGUCACAUGAUGAGGUCCUGGACGAGCACUGAGCGUGCUAACAGGACAGCCUCUCCAAGGCGAGUCUGUAAUCCAUCCGGUCUGUAUUACAGGGAUCACCAAUCAAACCGCCUCUGGACGCUGCAGCAGAAGCAGAAGACACGCCCCCUGAUAGAUACAGCGUUGUGAUUGGCCUCACCUGAAACACUGCAUUGUGCACACAAGGUCUGUACAUGGCGGUAUAACUUUGUAAUGACACACCUGCAGAGCAUCAGGUGCCUGAGCAUGAAGCUACCCUGAGAGUCCUACCCCUAUUACCCACAAUGCAUCUCAGUACCACCAAUCUUUAAGACCUGUGGUCGCUGCUUUGAGCCUGUGCAGAGCUGAAGAGUCAGUGUCUGAUAUAAUUAGCCUGUUGGCAUGUUGCUAAAACUGCCUGCUGUCCAGACUUGAGCUGGGACUUGUAAUUUGAUAACAGACUGCUGUGUGACUUCUUCUGAGUGUGUGUCCUGUUUGAAAUCUUACUUCCUGUCACUGUGAGGUGCAAAACCAGCCAGACACCUGAGACCUUGCCCUCUGACCCCACCCCCUGGGUGAGGUGUGUCUCUGCAUACAGCACAUACACACCUGCCAACCCCCCCAGUGUCCUGCCUCACACACCUUGAUGCAUGCUUUCCCUACAUACUGUAUUUAUACUCUUUUUCUGACAACUGAAUGUUGGACAGUUUUCUCUGCUGGAGGUGUUGAUGAUCGUGAACUCUGCUUUCUGUAUGAAACAUGUUACUGAUACCUGUUACUAAUAACAACCAAUAAAACCUGUGAAAGACAA
Molecule: messenger RNA, 6309 nt
Organism: Notolabrus celidotus (New Zealand spotty)
Lineage: Eukaryota; Metazoa; Chordata; Actinopteri; Labriformes; Labridae
Gene: cd99l2
Product: CD99 molecule-like 2
Exons: 10
Coding region: 153-911 (252 amino acids)
Biological process (GO): T cell extravasation; homotypic cell-cell adhesion; positive regulation of neutrophil extravasation
Source: RefSeq, a predicted model, not a curated record